AAAUAACAGACAGACAGACAGACAGACAGACAGACAGACAGACAGACAGACAGAGCAACAUUGUUCUCCAUCUCAGAGUGGAUGCAGCUCCUCCCUCUGCGCGCGGGGCUUCAUUUCGUCAAAUCCUUCAACUUGGACCACUUAGGCUCAGUCGCACUUUGGACUCCACCGCAUUUGGCUCCAACGCCGCAACUUGCAGCAGUUUCUCUUCCACAUCGAGCUCAGAACCUCCCGGAGAGGCAGACAGACUCCCAGCAUCUGCUGCAUCCUGUUCUUCCCCCAGCGAUGGAGACGGAGGUCAGGUUCUGCCCAAAGUGGCACGGCGCGCUCCGGUUCGGGCUCUUCUUCCUCCUGCGCGGCUUGGUCGGCGUCGCCGAGGCUGAGAUAACCUGCAGGUCAUGCCGGGAUGGGAAUAUGUGGUACGGCGCGCAGGAAUUACUGCUGAGGGUUGAAACAAGUGGUCCCGCUGCCGGGGUAAUGGGGGAAGUUUUGGGGAGCGGAGACCGGACCGGAAGGGUCCCCUGCGAGCCGGGCCCCGCUGGUUGCGCUCCGGACCGGGGGCAGCAGGCGCAGCUGAGGCGGGAGCGGAUUACAGACAGCGGGAAAGUUUCCCAACACAGGGACGGUGUUGGUUCGACUCCACGGCGCUUCAGGAGGGACAGUGGCGGGGAUGCAGUCAGCUCAGCCCCGGCAGAGGGAGCGGCGGCGGCGGCGGCGGGGCGCAGAGCGGCGCGCUGGAGCGGAGAGGAGCGCAGAGCGGCCGGCGCGCGGCAGGACGACUUAAAGCUCAACAGCUCCACGUUCGCCCUGACCGGGGACUCAUCCCACAACCAGGCCAUGGUGCACUGGUCCGGCCAGAACAGCAGCGUAAUUCUGAUGCUAACCAAACUCUUUGACUUCAACCUCAACAGUGUGACUGAGAGUUCAUUAUGGAGGUCAACUGACUAUGGAGCAACGUACCAGAAGCUGAACGACAAAGUGGGAGCGAAGACGAUCCUCAGCUACCUGUAUGUGAGCCCCAACAACAAGAGAAAGAUCAUGCUGCUGACGGAUCCGGAGAUAGAGAGCAGCCUUCUGAUCAGCUCUGAUGAAGGAGCCACAUACCAGAAGUACCGACUCAACUUCUACAUCCUGAGCCUCCUGUUUCACCCUGAACAGGAGGACUGGAUCCUGGCAUACAGCCACGACCAAAAGCUUUACAGUUCUGUUGAGUUUGGAAGAAGAUGGCAGCUGGUGCACGAGAAAGUGGCUCCUAAUCGUUUCUACUGGUCCAAGAUGGGUUUGGACAAAGAGCCGGGCUUAAUUCACCUGGAAACCAGCAUCUCUGAAGGACAGGCGCUGUACGUCACCUGCAAGCUGCAGAACUGCACAGACGCCAACAAGGGCAAACCAUUCCCCGGAUACAUUGACCCCAAUUCCCUGGUGGUGCAGGAUGAGUAUGUGUUUGUCCAGGUGUCCACUGCAGGAAGGCCGGUCUACUACGUUUCUGCAAAACGAGACGUCUUUACCCCAAUGAAGCUGCCAAAGUACACCCUGCCCAAGGAGCUGCAUGUGAUCAGUACAGAUGAAAACCGCGUGGUGGCUGCUGUUCAGGAGUGGAACCAGAAUGAAACCUACAACCUGUACGUGUCGGACACUUCGGGCGUCUACUACACUCUGGCUCUGGAGAACGUGGUCAGCAGCAUGGGCCUGGAGGGCAACGUCAUGGUGGACCUCUAUGAGGUGGCAGGAAUAAAGGGCAUGUUCCUCGCCAACAAAAAGACUGAUAACCAAGUAAAGACAUACAUCACCUAUAACCGCGGCAGAGACUGGAGGUUACUGCAGGCCCCUGGCAGAGACCUGAGAGGCAGCAGCAUCCACUGUGUGCUGCCGUACUGCUCAUUACAUCUCCAUCUUCACGUGUCUGCCAACCCCUACACAUCUGGAAACAUCGCCAGCAGGGAGUCGGCGCCGGGGAUCAUCGUGGCCUCAGGCUCCAUCGGUUCAGAACUGACCACCAGCAAUGUGAGCGCGUUCAUCACCUCUGAUGCAGGAAACACGUGGAGACAGAUCUUUGAUGAGGAGUACGCCGUGCUUUAUCUCGACCAAGGUGGAGCCUUGGUGGCAAUAAGACACACUCCACUUCCCAUCCGACACCUAUGGUUGAGCUUCGAUGAAGGACGACAGUGGAACAAGUACAGCUUCUCCAACACACCUCUGUUUGUGGACGGGGUGCUGGGCGAGCCGGGCGAGGAGACGCUCAUCAUGACGAUCUUUGGGCACUUCAGUCAUCGCUCUGAGUGGCAGCUGGUGAAAAUAGAUUUCAGGUCCAUCUUCAACAGGAGAUGCACGGAGGCGGACUACCAGACGUGGCACCUACACAACCAGGGUGAGCCGUGUCUGAUGGGCGUGAAGAGAAUCUACCGGAAGCUGAAGCCGACCUCCAGGUGCGUCAUGGGAAAGUCGUACUCCGUGGCGAUGACCUCGGCUCCCUGCGACUGCACGGAGGCGGACUUCGAGUGUGAUUAUGGCUAUGAGAGGCGGACUGAUGGGAAGUGCAGCCCCGCCUUCUGGUUCCAUCCGGCCUCCAUGUCCCGCAGCUGCACCACGGGAAUGACUUUUCUCAACAGCACGGGCUACAGGAAGGUGGUGUCCAAUAACUGCACAGCAGGAGUGAUAGCAGAGUACACGGCCCGGCGACAGCACUGCCCCACCCAGGCUCCCAAAGGCCUCCACCUGGUCACCAGCGAGGGCCGGCUGACCGCCACGCUGGGCGCCAACGUCACCUUCCUGGUUUUCCUGGAGGAGGGAGACGGAGCGAGGACCAGCAUCACGGUGGACUUUGGAGAUGGUCACGCUCUGACGUACUCCAACGUGAGCUCCAUCGAGGACGGCAUCAAGCACAUCUACAAAUCCGUGGGAAUCUACCGGGUGACGGCCACCGGGGAGAACAGCCUCGGUUCUGAGACCGCCACGCUCUUCCUGCACGUCACAUGUCAGCUGGAGCAUAUCCAUCUCUCUGCUCCCUUUGUGGCGGUGAGGAACAAGGAAGUGAACCUGACCGCCGUUCUGCAUCCCAGCCAAGUGGGAACGGUCACCUACAUCUGGUGGAUCGGAAAUAACACCGAGCAGCCUGUUAUCACCCUGGAGGGAAGCGUGGCGUGUACCUUCUCCAGGGAAGGGAUCAAUACAGUCACGGUGCAGGUGUCUGCUGGGAACGCCAUCCUGCAGGACAGGAAAACUAUCGCUGUCCACGAUUAUUUCCGAUCCCACCUGCUGGCCUUCUCCGCCAACCUGGAUGAACACAACCCGGACGUGGCUGAGUGGAGGCAGGAUGUGAGCCGGGUGAUCCGGAACGCUCUGAUCCAGGCGACAGGCGUGCGGGAGGACCUGCUCCUGGUCUCCAUCCUGCCAGGUUUACCAACAGCAGCCGAGUUUUUCCUGCUGCCUGACAAGCAGCUCACCGAGGGGAAAGCAGAGAAGAGCUCGGCUCAUUUAGAUCAGCUCUCUGACCUCCUGCUGAACGCCUUGAAUCAGAACCUGGUCCAGUUCACGCUGCGGCCGGGGGUCCAGGUCACCGUGUACGCCGCUCACCUGUCUGCAGCGCCCCUGGUGGACACCAGCGAGAACCACAGUGGCUCUGCCAUGCUAAUGCUGCUCUCUGUAGUGGUUGCGGGUUUAGCUGUGUUUGUCAUCUACAAAUUUAAGAGGAAGAUCCCAGGCCUCAACGUCUAUGCGCAGAUGCAGAACGACAAAGAACCAGAAAUGAUGAGUCCAGCCAAUCCCUCAGAGGCCACGCCCAGCUCACCGCAGGACUUGGUGCCUUCUCUGGAGAUUCUGGACACCGAGUUGAACUCGCGGCCCAUCGUGAAGUGGUCCAGACUGCAGGAGAAGUAGACAUAAACAGAUCAGUGGCUGUUAGUGGAUGUAUGAAACCUCAUGUACAUGUGAAAUUCUCCACAGAACUCCCCACAUUCAUCGUCUGAACUCUGGACUGGAUUGAAACCUCCAGCUCCCAUCAUGGAUUUGAUCUUACUUUUGUGUUGAUUUUGCGUUUGGAUCACGAUGGUUUGGAGCUUUACACCUGUGCAUGUUGGAGCCGGAUGACACAUACUGUGCUCUGCUGGAAGCAGAAGAAACUGUGUACAGGUUUUAUUUUCUUCUCGUUUCUCCUUCAUGUUUUAAAAGAAACAUGUUCAGACUUGACUUUGUUUCUGAGUCGAGGAGAAUCGCCAGCAUGAACGAAACGAAAGUUUGGGAUUUUCUCACAUCCUGGAUCGGUUUGCUGUUUUCUGAUGCAAACAGCAAACAGUGUAUUAUUUAUUCAUAUAAAAAUACUUUCAUGAAGUACGAUGUGGAAGUGAGUGAGACAUUUAUUUUGUAAAUCAUGAAUGUCUAUGUUAGAACUUUGUGUAUUUUAAUAACAAAUGUACUAAAAACAGACACUGUUAUAAAAUAUGACUCAGAUAUUUCAAAGCUUUUGAUCUAUUGUCCUCAAAAAGCUGAUUUAUGGCACAAAGCAGGUUUUCUACUGAAAUAUUCUGCUUUUCUUUUGGUUUUUACAACAACUUUGAGUUUUCAGGAUUAAUUUUGCCUUCAUGUUUGUUGCCUCUGCUAAUAUUGAUGACACCUGCCAGUUUGUAAAAAGCUCCGUGCUCCAUACCCUCCUUCCCACAGCCGGCCCCCCAGCAGAGCUUUCAGGAGCAGAGAUAAAGCCGUGUGUGCGGAUGGCAUCGAGGCUGCCGGUUGGCCUGGAAUGACCGCAGGAGGCCAAGUGGAGCGUAUCGAGACCCGCGUAGAAAAGUGGGACCUGGAAUGAGAUCCAGCUGCUUUACAGGAGAAGUCAAAGAGCGUGGCAGCUGGAAAAAAACAGAGACAGAUGGAAGUAAGGCGAAGCAUUAAGAGCGUUCCAGUGGGCAGAAUGAGAGGAGGGGGACUGCUUGAAUACUUAAUGUGGCCUGUCAAGCUCAAGGCCCGCUAGGGUUGGUGACACAUCUGGGUUAAUGUUGUGACCCGCUGCAGUGAGGCGGCCGUCUUCAUUAGGACAUGCUGCAGGAGCGCAGCAGCUGCAGCCGCAGGGCGGCGCGGCUGGCUUGGACCAGACACAUGGAAAUGCCUGAUUGAUGCUUUCACAGCUUCUGAGGCAACGCAGCCGGACCUAGUUAGAACAUUUUUAAAUGAAUGUUAGAUCCAAACAAAGCUCUUCCAAGUACCGCACCUAGAGAAAGUAUUCAGAUCCCUGGAAAUGUCCUUAUUUUGUCACAUUACAAACAUAACAGUCAGUAUUUUAUUCCAAGUCGUUGUGAUCAACACAAAGGGAAAGUUUGUGGACUUUGGAGUGAAAUAGUUUCACGGUUCACGGAGAGUUUCUAAAAGUUUUACUCACCUGCAGACGCUUUCUGGCAGAUUCUUCUUUGCAAAUUAGUUUAAACUCCGUCACAUUGGAUGAAAAGCUUUUGAGAACAUUUAUUUAAAACUCUGAGCUUUGACUAGGCCUUUUUAACACCUAAAUGUCCCUUGCCUUUGGCUGCAUGUUUGGGGUCAAAGGCCUGCUGGAAGAAUCUCCUCUCCAGCCUGAAGUCUUUCUCCAACAGUGAUACUUCCUGUAUUUUCCUGGGCUUUGAUCCAGUUUGUCUUCUCAUGAACUCUGACCUGCUUCUGCUGAUGAAAGCCUCCCCAAAGUAUGAUACUGCCACCUCCAUGUUUCCUGCUGGGGAUGUUCAUGGUGAUGUUCCUUUUGUAUGUUGACCAGAACGUUUUGCACAUCACCUCCUUCCAUGUUCACCAUGUCUCCAUCAUGUCUGUGGUGAACUGAAAGCAGAACUUUUUCUAACUUUCUUUUUGCUCCUGUUCCAUAAAAGUCUAAUUAGUGGAGAGUUCCUCUUAUAGUUGUCCAGGUUCUCCCACCUGAGCCGCUGAUCCCUGCAGAUCCUCCAGAGUUACCUUCUUUAAUAAAUGCUCUCAGUGCCCGGUCCAGUUAAGACGACAUUCAUUACUGGAUCACUCUAAUUAGGUGACCUCUGAAGGGAGUCAGUUGCUUUAUGCUUGUCAGAAUUUUAUUUGAAGAAGUUUUUUAGAAUUGAAUUAUUUUCCAUCCAUUUCUCAAGCGUUACUUUGUGUUGGUCUGUUUCAUAAAGUCUCGAUAAGACGUUUGUGUUUGUAACACCGACAUGUUGAUGUGUCGCGGUGUGAAGUUUGCAAAGUGAUGAAGAUGAAGAUGAGGGAAGGAAGUCCCAGCUGUUUCUGCAGGUUUAAAGAAGAUCCUUUGGUUCCAUCAGAGGUCUUGGAGACAAUUGGCCCAGAUGUUCAGGAAAUGUGCUGAACAGCUGUUGAGAGAACAGGAAGUUGCUCUGAAUUUGGAUAAACUAGGUUCUAAUCUGGGAGAUUAUCUAAAAGCAGAUAAAUGAGUUUGGUUGUAACCACAGGCCUUUUUAUCCUAAAGUACUGGAUUUUACUUCUGGUUCAAAAAUAGAAAUAUGAAGUCACUGAGGUCAGUCUGGAUGUUUUGACCGACAAGUAUAGAAAAUAUCACUUGAUUUUUAUUUUGAUGUAGAAAAACAAGUUCAUUACUUGAGGUUGGGUUUUGCUUUUGCUGCUGUUGUAAUAAGAUUAAAACUGAUGGAAGAGCUUUUACUCUUCAAACACUGGACCAAUAUGGAUCUGUGUCAGGUUGUUUCAGACGGACCGGAUAUUGUUCUUAUUCAGCAUUAUCUAUGUUGAAAAUUAGCUUUUUGCUCACAUAUGUGGUUUAAAUUUAUUAAUUUAUUCUCAAUAUUUAAACUCAGUCUUGGUCUGAUCAGAUCAAUUUUGAUGACAUAUGUUAUUUAGAUUGAAGG
This is a messenger RNA of Xiphophorus maculatus (southern platyfish), 6815 nucleotides long. Its product is annotated as VPS10 domain-containing receptor SorCS1-like. The transcript has 28 exons. The coding region runs from base 82 to 3876 and encodes 1264 amino acids. The record is from RefSeq and is a predicted model, not a curated record. NCBI's taxonomy places the organism in Eukaryota, Metazoa, Chordata, Actinopteri, Cyprinodontiformes, Poeciliidae. Gene Ontology annotation, biological process: post-Golgi vesicle-mediated transport. Gene Ontology annotation, molecular function: protein binding. Gene Ontology annotation, cellular component: Golgi apparatus; membrane.